GACCCUCUGUGUUCCCCUCCUGCAGGGUUUAGGAGCCGUUGCUGUGGACAGAGAGACGGGGACGUGAGCAGCCAUUGAGGGUGGCCAGGGUGCCGGUGAGCCCCCCCCCCCCCCCCCCAUCUGCUCGGUGUGCGGGCUGAGCUCCGAGGAGCUGAGCUUCGAUGGAGGACCACAUGACGGGACACAACAAGGAGAAGCGUUAUGGGUGCGACGUGUGUGGCAAGGCCUACCAGAAGCCGAGCCGGCUGGAGGCCCACCGGCGGGUGCACACGGGAGAACGCCCCUUCGACUGCUCGGAGUGUGGCAUGAGCUUCACCCGCUCGAGCAAGCUGCUGAAGCACCAGCAUACCCACAGUGGCGAUCACCCCUACACCUGUAUAGACUGCGGAGAGGGCUUCACCCGCUCCAGCACGCUGCUGAAGCACCAGCAUAUCCACAGCGACGAGCGCCCCUACACCUGUGCCCAGUGUGGCAAGAGCUUCACCCGCUCCAGCAACCUGCUGAGGCACCAGCGCACCCACACUGGCGAGCGCCCCUACACCUGCGCCCAGUGCGGCAAGGGCUUCACCCGGUCCAGUCACCUGCUGGAGCACCAGCGCACCCACACCGGCGAGCGCCCCUUCACCUGCGCCCAGUGCGGCAAGGGCUUCACCCAGUCCAGCAGCCUGCUGGAGCACCAGCGCACCCACACCGGCGAGCGCCCCUACACCUGCGCCCAGUGCGGCAAGGGCUUCACCCAGUCCAGUCACCUGCUGGAGCACCAGCGCACCCACACCGGCGAGCGCCCCUACACCUGCGCCCAGUGCGGCAAGGGCUUCACCCGCUCCUCCAAGCUGCUGUACCACCAGCGGGUGCACGCCGUGACCGUCCCAUCCCCAGCCCGGUGUGUGGAGAGCGCUUUGCCACGGCCUCCCAUGCCCUGUCUCACCAGCGCGUGCACACCAGUGGCCAGCCCUACGACUGCCCGUACUGUGGUGAGGAGUUUGACAGCUCGCGGGGGUUGCGGCAGCACCGGCGGGCCCACGCCAGCGAGCAGCUGCUCCCACUGUGACAAGAGAGCACGGGGGCUGCGGGAGCACCAGCGGAUACACACCAGAGAGAGACCCUUUGUGUGCGCUGAGUGUUCAAGGGUUUCACCCGCAUGUCCAGCCUGUGGCAGCACCGGCGUACCCACAGCGGUGAGCGUCCCUACACCUGCCCGUCCUGUGGUAAGGGCUUCACCCGCCUUGACCACCUGCUGGCACACCGCCACGUGGAUGGAUAGGCGUUGUUUAGGUAAACACAAAAUGCUGGAAGGAAUGGGUAACGUUUCUGGUCGUUUCUUCAGUCACCCAUUCGAUCUCUCCAGAGAUGCUGCCUGUCCCGCAGAGUUACUCCGGCACAUUGUGUCUUUUUUGUAAACCAGCAUCUGCAGUUGCUUGUUUUUAAACCAUUCUGGUUAACCAUCUCUGCGCCUUCCCCAAAGCCUCCACAUCAGUCCUGUAAUGGAGUGACCAGAACUGUAUGCAAUACUCCAAAUGCUAUCUGACCAAUGUCCCUUAAAGCUGCACAUAUACAUUCCUCUCACCCCUCUCCCUCCACUCUCUCCACCCACCUCUACACAAAUUCUCUCCACUCCACCCUCUCGUGCCCCCCUCCUCUCUCUCUCACACACUCCCUCUGUCGCUCCCUGUCUUCCACACACACCCUCUCUCUGUCCUCUCUCUCUCACACACAGACACACUGUCUGUCUUGUUCUCUCUCACAUAGAUAAAUGUGAGGUUAUCCGCUUUGGUGGCAAAAACAAGGGGGCAGAUUAUUAUCUCAAUGUGAUUAGGUUAGGUAAGGGGGAGGUGGCCUUCACAACAAGAGGAUUUCAGUAUAGGAGUAAAGAGGUUCUUCUGCAGAUGUUUUGGGCUCUGGUAAGAUCACAUCUGGAGUAUUGUGUACAGUUUUGGUCUCCUAAUUUGAGGAAGAACAUGCUGUGAUUGAGGCAGUGCAGCGUAGGUUCACGAGAUUGAUCCCUGGGAUGGCGGGACUGUCAUACAAUACAAUACAAUGCAAUACAAUUUAUUUGUUGUCAUUUGAACCUCAUUGAGGUUCAAACGAAAUUUGAUUUCUGCAGUCAUACACACAAGUAAAAGAACCAAGACACAACACAAUUUACACAAACAUCCAUAACAGCGCAUCUCCUCCUCGCAAAGUCUUAUCUCUCCCCUGCACUCCCCAUUCUCCUCGCGAUGUCAGAGUCAAAGCCUCCGGCGGGCGAUGGUCAAUAAAGCCACGCCGGGCGAUGAUGUAAGGGCCCCGCUCCAGGUACUCUUCAAUCCCGCAACUCGGGCGGGUGAAGUCCCCGUUGCGGAAGCCCUGAAAAACGGUCUCCCAGCAGGGACCCGCGGGCUCCCGGUGUUACUGUCCACCAGACCUGCGGUAAGCCUCCGAAUCUCCGGGGUCGGGUCGCAGCCGUGCGCCACCACAGCUCAUCCCGCUCCGAACUCGGCCAGCUCCACGAUGGUAAGUAGGUCCUCAGGCUCCGCGACUGGAUCCCCAGGUCGUUCCGGUUGAAGGCCACUCCACGGUGCUCGGCCCCAAAGACAACGGAGACCCGACAGAGAAAAGGUCGGCUUCUCCUUACAGGGAAAAUAUUUUAAAAGUAUCCCCACUCCACGCCCCCCACACACAUACCCAGAUAAAAAUAAAAUAAAAA
Messenger RNA from Leucoraja erinaceus (little skate), 2686 nucleotides. Its product is annotated as zinc finger protein 501-like. Gene Ontology annotation, molecular function: DNA-binding transcription factor activity, RNA polymerase II-specific; RNA polymerase II cis-regulatory region sequence-specific DNA binding. The transcript has a single exon. Gene Ontology annotation, biological process: regulation of DNA-templated transcription. The record is from RefSeq and is a predicted model, not a curated record. The coding region runs from base 162 to 1400 and encodes 412 amino acids. Lineage: Eukaryota; Metazoa; Chordata; Chondrichthyes; Rajiformes; Rajidae.